AGGAGAAGGGGCGAAGAAAGCCUUGCAAAAGGAUCAGCAAAACCUUUUUUGUGGGACUGGCUAGCCGCAGCUCGAGCUUCACCCGCCAUUGGCUUGAAAAAGGAAAAUGGCCGCUGAGCCAGGAGAUACGUUGACCUUGAGCCUACCGCCCGGUGCUGUGCUAAAGCAGAGGAUGAAAGUGGAGGAGCCAGACCCAGCCGAAGUGGGGAAAGGCUCUCGUGCCAUGCAGGAUGGGAGUAUGAGGGAAUUCUGGGAGAGAAACAUGUCGGGCCACGUCAAGCAGAAGCCACAGAAGGGGCUGCAGCAGCCAUGGGAGGCCCAGCUACAGGAGUUCCUCAGAGCGAUGGAGUCUUCCCACUCCGAUGGGAGAGACCAGCACCAGCGGACGUUGGCGUUGCGGGAUGAGGCCCAAGCUGGCCUGUCUCCAGGUGGUGCCAGGCCACGCCAAGUCCCUUUCCCGCCACAUCCCAGGAGAGAAGACAACAACCUGCUGGCCAAAGAGGAAAGAGAGAGUGGGAAAGUGAAGGAAGAGGAGAUUGGUCCUGACGCACAGCGGCAACACUUCCGGCAGUUCGCCUACCAGGAGGGGCCUCGAGAGACUUGCACCCGGCUCCGGCAGCUUUGCCACCAGUGGCUGAAGCCCGAGAGGCACAGCAAGGAGCAGAUCCUGGAGCUGGUGAUCCUGGAGCAGUUCCUGGCCGUCCUGCCGUCGGAAAUGCAGAGCUGGGUCAAGGAAUGUCGCCCGGAGACCUGUGCCCAAGUUGUUGCCCUGGCAGAGGAGUUCCUACUGAGGCAGCAGGAGGACGAGAGACUCGGAGGGAAGGAGGCAGUACGGGCCUUUCCUGAGGCAGAACGGGCUCCACCAGAUACCUGGCCAAGGCCUCACUUCAGGGAGAUCAAGCAAGAGGCCGACAGAGAUGCCACCUUGCUUGCAUGUUCUGCGGGGACACGUCGGAAGGAGAGGAAUCACCCGGGCAACGCUGAGGAACUGGGGCCGUUUGUAGCGUUGUCAAGGGAAGACGAGCAAAACAUCGCCAGUCCAGCAGAGGACUCUGAGAGCCUGCAAGGAAACGAACCGGAAGCACAAGGCGGGAAAUUCAUUAAUUCUCAGGGUGGGUACGAGGACCUGGACGACAGCAUCGCGCCACAGCCAGCCGCCCUGAAAGGUGAGCAGGAAAACGCAGGGGUUCAGUUGGGGCAAGUUCUCAGGCUGAGGUCCGAUCUCAUAGUGCACGAGAGGACACUGACGGGUGAGUCCCAGUACAAAUGUUCAGUUUGCUGGAAAACCUUUUGCCGCAGGAACGUCCUCAUCACUCAUCAGAGAAUCCACACCGGGGAGAAGCCGUACAAAUGCUUGGACUGCGGGAAAAGCUUCAGCCAGCGGUCGCACUUGAUCUUGCACGAGAGGACUCACACCGGCGAGAAGCCCUACAAGUGCUCGGACUGCGGGAAGAGCUUCAGCCAGAGGCCCCACCUGGUCAAGCACGAGAGGAUCCACACCGGCGAGAAGCCCUACAAGUGCCCCUACUGCGGGAAGAGCUUCAGCGACCGCUCCACCCUGACGACCCACAAGAGGACCCACACGGGGGAGAAGCCAUACUCGUGCGCCGACUGCGGGAAGAGCUUCAGCGACCGGUCGUCCCUCAUCGCGCACAACCGGACUCACACGGGCGAAAAGCCCUACAAAUGCUCCGAGUGCGGGAAGAGCUUCAGUCACCAGUCGACCCUCAUUCGACACGAGAGGAUCCAUAACGGGGACAAGACUCUGAAGUGUUUGGAAGCCGGGAAAAACGCAGUCUCCGUCUUGGGGGCAGAUAAGAGACCCCGCUUGGGGGACAAGCCCCCAGUGCCGUGGACCAAUUCUGUGAGUUGGGGGGAGCCUCUGUCUCUGAGCCUCAGCAAUGCCCCUUCUGAAAAAUGAAAAUAUAAUCUCCAUCAGAGGGUUGUUUGGAAUAAAAUAAAAUUAAAAUUAAAAAAGGUAAAUAAAAUAAAGAUGAUGAAGCAUUUUGGAAAACGAAAAGGGUGCUUGUAGUCCUUUUUUUUUUUUUUUUGCAGAUUUCACCCUGCUAGUUUGCUAGCAGUUAUUUGGACACUUAAAGGUAAAAGGUAAAGGGACCCCUGACCAUUAGGUCCAGUCGUGGCCAACU
Molecule: messenger RNA, 2147 nt
Organism: Podarcis muralis (Common wall lizard)
Lineage: Eukaryota; Metazoa; Chordata; Lepidosauria; Squamata; Lacertidae
Source: RefSeq, a predicted model, not a curated record